UCCAUACCAAAAUUUUGACGUAAGGAUGAAGAAAAAAGAAAUUCAAACUUUAAAAGAAAAAACUGAAAAAUAACAUUUUAUAAUUGGUAGAUUUGGGGUGAAUUCGAUUUAGAAAGGAAGUGUUCCUUAAUCCUUACAAUUAGAAAUCAAGAAUCAAACCCGAUUCUUUCGCUAUAUUUGAAGUCAGCCCCAGGCCAGAUCCAACUAUGGCACUUAGCAAAGCUGAAAAACUACCCCAAGAAAUCAUAGUUGACAUACUAUCCCGGCUUCCUGCAAAAUCCAUAGGUCAAUUCAGGUGUAUAUCAAAGCAUUGGUGCUCUCUUCUAUCAGACCCCCAAUUCAUCUCAGCUCACCUCACUAUAAAUUCCCACAAAAAAGAAGAACACCUCAUUCUUGUUUCUGAUUCUCACUCUCUUCACACUAUCACUUUUAACCACAACCCCCAAAAUGGAACAAUCGAUGCCAUUUCAAGAAAGCUUAAUUUUCAGCAACAACUUGAAGACAACUGGGUAAGUGUUGCUGGCUCAUGUAAUGGCUUCGUCUUGGUGGUAAAUGAUGAGGAAAUCAAAUUUUUGAUCAACCCCACAACCUUAGACUACUUUGAAAUUCCAAAAUUUAAUUUGGCUCUUCCUGUGCCUGGUAGUUUUAGCAUGUAUGGUUUAGGGUAUGAUGUUGUUAGUGAUGAUUAUAAGGUGGUUACUCUUUCUUAUUACGAUACGGAUAAUGAAUACGAGCCAGAUAUAGAUUAUACUUUUGUGGAUGUCUACUCUGUGAGAAAGGAUAUUUGGAGGAGACUUGAGAGUUCUCCUUAUGAUCAUGCAGUUCCUCAACUUGCUUCUGGUGUUUUGGUAAAUGGGGCUUUGCAUUGGUUAGCUAGUAGUAAAACCUCCGGUUAUUCAUCAGUAAUUGUUGCUUUCGAUUUAAGUGAUGAUAAAUUCUUGGAGGUGCCAGCGCCUACUACUCUUGAUAAAGGUAAAUUUGUGUUUAAUAAGCUUGUGGCUCUUAGAGGGUGUAUUUGUAUGUUCACUAAUACACAUGAUGAUGAAAUUGAUGUUUGGAUGAUGAAAGACUAUGGGGUUGAGGAGUCUUGGACCAAAUUUGUAGUUAAAGGACCGGAUUCGGUGACUGAUUUGAUACCAUUGUGUUUAAUGAGUGAGGAUGAUGUUUCACUAGAUGCGGAUGGAGAGUUGAUUGUCUACGGUAUGAGAGAGGAUCGGUGGAGGAAUAUAAUGGUUGACGGGAUUCCUACCAUGUGUGAGAACGCUGGAACUGCAAUCUUUAGGGAGAGUCUUGUUUCUCCUACGUUUGGCUAGGGAGCUCAGAGUUGCUCUAUUUCUUGAUGCAAUAUUUUGAGGUGAUGUUGCGUACAGGUCUUGCCGGUGUUAUAUGUAGGUCGUCAUGUACCUCGAGAUGGCCGUCUCCUCCCCCCUUCCAGUAGGAACCCGCUCCCCUGUCUCCACUCCACUGCAUUCCCGCCCGUCAUCUAGGCAACUAGAGAUGAAGUUCGAGAACCUAAACAACUCAGUUGAGAACUCCCUGAUUGGUUCAAGCGAAGGUCAUGAUUGAUAGGCCCAUUCUCUCCCAAUCUAUCUUUUGGUUCAGGAUCUAUGACUACAAAGACUUUAGAGAUAGAUAUUGGGUAGUAACUUAUAGCUUAAGAAGGCAACCAUAAACAGAACAUGGGCAACCUGCUGGUUGCUGGUUCAGCUUAUUUUCUAUCUUCACUAACAACAUAAGAUGACAAAAUUUCUAAGAAGCUCAUAUGAACUCUUGAUGCAAAAAGCUGUUACGUUUUGGUUGUUAUUUAUUUGUUUGUCCUCUUUUUCUUAUGGAUUGUACCACUGUAUUUUGUUUGCCUAGUAGUAACUAUUUCAGCAGUGUUAUGAAGGAUGCAAUGUGCCUUGUAAGUUUUAAGGAACAUUGCUGGUUUUCAUAUUUAUUCUUAAUUUUCUCAA
This is a messenger RNA of Nicotiana attenuata, 1955 nucleotides long. Its product is annotated as F-box/kelch-repeat protein At3g06240-like. The record is from RefSeq and is a predicted model, not a curated record. Gene Ontology annotation, molecular function: protein binding. The transcript has 2 exons. The coding region runs from base 207 to 1313 and encodes 368 amino acids. NCBI's taxonomy places the organism in Eukaryota, Viridiplantae, Streptophyta, Magnoliopsida, Solanales, Solanaceae.